Messenger RNA from Hippocampus comes (tiger tail seahorse), 1542 nucleotides. It is a transcript of the gene ndufaf7, whose product is annotated as NADH:ubiquinone oxidoreductase complex assembly factor 7. The coding region runs from base 280 to 1542 and encodes 420 amino acids. NCBI's taxonomy places the organism in Eukaryota, Metazoa, Chordata, Actinopteri, Syngnathiformes, Syngnathidae. The record is from RefSeq and is a predicted model, not a curated record. Gene Ontology annotation, cellular component: mitochondrion. Gene Ontology annotation, biological process: mitochondrial respiratory chain complex I assembly. The transcript has 10 exons. Gene Ontology annotation, molecular function: protein-arginine omega-N symmetric methyltransferase activity.
UCGUCUGUCGUUGCAUUGAAUGGCGUGGGCACGGAGGGUCCUGACUCCGCCGCACGGACUUUCCGGCUCGUAAUAAUCAAGCAUAACAUAAUUUCUGCCUUUUGUACUUGAAACGAAUAGGUCGUUUCUUCGUGUUUUGUCUCCUGUAUCUUGACGCACUUGUGGCUAACCGUGCUAAUAUUAACCAUCCUCGUGACUGUCGAUUACAUUGAACGCACCUUAAAUCGAGCAUGGGACUCGAUUGAGCGUCAGUGUUCCCCUUGAUUGACAUUUGUUGCAAUGACGGGCUUUUGUGCUUCCAAAACGCAACAACUGCUCAAGCUGAGUCUUUCUAUCAGUCCAGCGGCAUCAGUGUGCUGGCGAGUGGCGACCACCAGACUUUGGAGCUCCUCAUCUUCCUCUUCGGGGGAGGAUGCGAGCGGAUCCUCUAUGCUGCGACACCUGACGUCCAAAAUCACAGCCACCGGGCCCAUUUCUGUGGCCGAAUACAUGAGGGAGGCGCUCACCAAUCCCGUCAUGGGAUAUUAUGUGAAGAAGAACAUGCUGGGAGCCGAAGGGGACUUCAUCACAUCACCAGAGAUUAGUCAGAUCUUCGGAGAGCUGCUGGGAGUGUGGGUGGUCAGCGAGUGGAUGGCAGCGGGUCGGCCCAAACAGCUCCAGCUGGUGGAGCUAGGACCCGGAAAAGGAUCUUUGACCAGUGACAUUCUCAGAGUGUUCGCUCAGCUUCAGCCUGUGCUGAGUUCGGCUUCUGUGUCACUGCACUUGGUGGAGGUGAGUCCGGUUCUGAGUCGUCUGCAGGCGCAGAAUCUGGUCGGGACCAGCGACAGUGUUGAAUUCGAACGGGAGAAUGAGCCCGUUUACAGGCACGGCCGAACCGCCGCCGGCCUGCCGGUGUCCUGGUACCGUCGCUUGGAAGACGUUCCACCUGGUUUCAGCAUCUUUCUGGCUCAUGAAUUCUUUGACGCGCUACCUAUACACAAGUUCCAGCGGACGAAGCGAGGCUGGCGUGAGGUGAUGGUGGACGUGGACCCCGACCGGCCGGGCCGGCUGAGGUUCGUGGUGGCGCCGUCUCCCACCCUGGCCUCCACCACGCUGGUGCAGUCUGACGAAAGUCGGGACCACGUGGAGGUUUGCGCCGAGGGUGGCGUCAUCAUCCAGCAGGUGGCGCGACGGGUCGCGCAGCACGGCGGGGCUGCGCUGAUCGCCGACUAUGGCCACGACGGCACCAAGACGGACACCUUCCGGGGGUUCAAAGGUCACCAUCUCCAUGACGUCCUGGCAUCUCCCGGCUGUGCUGACCUCACGGCGGACGUGGAUUUCGGCUACGUGCGACGCAUGGCGGGAACGGGUGUGGCCUGCUUGGGACCGGUGGCUCAGAGGACUUUCCUGAAGAACAUGGGCAUCGACGUACGCAUGCAGGUGUUGCUGAGGAACAGCAACCAGUCGGACAGGAAGCAGCUGCUACGCAGCUACGAGACGAUGACGGACGGCGCAAAGAUGGGCGAACGCUUCCUGUUCUUCGGCUUGCUGCACCCCAGCUAG